GGGGCGGCGCCGGCUGGCAGCCAGCUCCUCGGCGCUCCCCCUCGCUGGCGGCGGGAUGGUGCGUCCCGCAGGGCGCGCGCGGCUCCCGCGCUCGGGCCACCCGGCGCGGGCGGGGGCGCAGAGGGAGGGGGAGCGGGCCCGACUCGCAGGACCGGGCCCCGGCCGCGCCGUUGGGGAGCGGGCCCCGCGGGGCGGGGCGGGAGCCGCCGCGGAGCUCUGGCCGCCGCGGCCAUGUCGGACCCGGCGCUCAAAGUUCCCGAGGAGAUGUUCCGAGAGGUCAAGUACUACGCGGUGGGCGACAUCGACCCGCAGGUUAUCCAGCUUCUCAAAGCUGGGAAAGCUAAGGAAGUGUCCUACAACGCACUAGCCUCACACAUAAUUUCGGAAGACGGGGACAAUCCUGAGGUUGGAGAAGCUCGGGAAGUCUUUGAUUUACCUGUAGUUAAGCCAUCUUGGGUGAUUUUGUCCGUACAGUGUGGAGCUCUUCUGCCAGUAAAUGGUUUUUCUCCAGAGUCAUGUCAGAUUUUUUUUGGAAUCACUGCCUGCCUCUCCCAGGUGUCGUCUGAUGACAGGAGUACCCUGUGGGCUCUGCUCACCUUCUACGGGGGAGCGUGUCAGCUACAGCUGGACAGGAAAUGCACGCAUCUGGUCGUUCCAGAACCGAAGGGGGAGAAAUAUGAAUGUGCGUUAAAGAGAGCAAGCAUUAAAAUCGUGACCCCUGACUGGAUCCUGGAUUGUGUAUCUGAAAAAACCAAAAAGGAUGAAGCAUUUUAUCAUCCUCGACUUAUUGUUUAUGAAGAGGAAGAGGAGGAGGAAGAAGAGGAGGAGGAGGAGGUAGAAAAUGAGGAACAGGAGUCCCCAAAUGAGGGUAGUUCAGAUGGAAAAUCAAGCCCUGCCAGUUCUCAAGAAGGAUCUCCUUCAGGGGACCAGCAGUUCUCACCCAAAUCCAACACUGAGAAAUCCAAAGGGGAGUUGAUGUUUGACGACUCUUCGGAUUCAUCACCCGAAAAACAAGAGAGAAAUUUAAACUGGACCCCCGCUGAAGUCCCACAGUUAGCUUCGGCGAAACGCAGACUGCCCGCGGGAAAGGAGCCUGGCCUAAUUAACUUGUGUGCCAACGUGCCGCCCGUCCCCGGCAACAUCUUACCCCCUGAGGCCCGGGGCAACCUCAUGGCUUCGGGACAGAAUCUCCAAAGUUCUGACAGAUCAGAACUGAUCGCUACUUGGAGUCCAGCUGUGCGGACACUGAGGAACAUUACUAAUAAUGCUGAUAUUCAGCAGAUUAGCCGACCGUCAAAUGUAGCACACAUCUUACAGUCCCUUUCCGCGCCUACAAAAAACUUAGAGCAGCAGGUGAAUCACAGCCAGCAGGGCCACGCAAAUGCCAACGCAGUGCUGUUCGGCCAGGUGAAGGUGGCUCCCGAGCCACAUGUGCCGCAGCAGCCGCCACAGCCCCCGCCGCCGCCCCCGCCGCCGCCCCCGGUGCUGCACCUUCCCGCCCAGCAGCUCCUGCAGCUCCAGCCGCAGCCACAGAUCUCCCAGCAGCCUUAUCCCCAGCCGCCGCCGCACGCCUUCCCCCCACAGCCGCUGCCCUUCCCCCAGCAGCCGCUGCACCGGCCCCAGCAGCCCCUGCAGCCCCUGCAGCCCCUGCAGCAGCAGCAUGCCCUGCAGCAGCUGCACCAGCUCCAGCAGCAGCAGCUCCAGCAGCACCAGCUGGCCCAGCUCCAGCAGCAGCAGCUCCAGCGCCUGCACCAGCAGCAGCACGUGCAGAGCCAGACGCCGCAGGCCCCGCAGCCCCAGGCGCAGCCCCCGCACCCCCCGCACCAGCCCCCGCAGCCGCACCAGCAGCCCCCGCACCAGCAGCCCCAGCACCAGCUCUUUGGACACGACCCAGCAGUGGAAAUUCCGGAAGAAAGCUUCUUACUGGGCUGUGUGUUUGCAAUUGCCGAUUAUCCGGAGCAGAUAUCUGAUAAGCAGCUGCUAGCCACCUGGAAAAGGAUAAUCCAGACGCACGGCGGUGCCGUGGACCCUACGUUCUCCAGCCGGUGCACACAUCUCCUGUGUGAGAGUCAGGUCAGCAGUAUGUACGCACAGGCGAUCAGGGAAAGGAAGAGGUGUGUCACCGCGCACUGGCUGAACAUGGUCCUGAAGAAGAAGAAACUAGUGCCGCCUCACCGUGCCCUCCACUUCCCGGUGGCGUUCCCCCCAGGAGGAAAGCCCUGCUCUCAGCACAUUAUUUCUGUGACUGGAUUUGUCGACAGUGACAGAGACGACCUGAAGCUAAUGGCUUACCUGGCGGGCGCCAAGUACACGGGCUACCUUUGCCGCAGCAACACGGUGCUCGUCUGCAAAGAACCAACUGGUUUAAAGUAUGAAAAAGCCAAGGAGUGGAGGAUCCCCUGUGUGAACGCGCAGUGGCUUGGCGACAUUCUCCUGGGGAACUUCGAGGCGCUGAGGCAGGUCCACUAUGGUCGCUACACGGCGUUCAAUCUGCAGGAGCCAUUUGCCCCGACUCAGCACUUGGUUUUCAGUCUUCUGGAUGCUUGGAGAGUCCCGCUGAAAGUGUCGGCGGAGCUGCUGAUGGGUGUGAGACUACCUCCCAAACUGAAACAGAAUGAAGUGACCAACAUCCAGCCUUCUUCCAAAAGAGCCAGAAUUGAAGAUAUACCACCUCCCACUAAAAAGUUAACACCAGAAUUGACCCCUUUUGUGCUUUUCACUGGGUUUGAGCCUGUUCAAGUUCAACAGUAUAUUAAGAAGCUCUACAUCCUUGGCGGUGAGGUCGCCGAGUCUGCGCAGAAAUGCACACACCUCAUCGCCAGCAAAGUGACGCGCACGGUGAAGUUCCUGACGGCCAUCUCUGUGGUGAGGCACAUCGUGACCCCGGAGUGGCUGGAGGAGUGUUUCAAGUGUCAGAAGUUCAUUGAUGAGCAGAACUACCUCCUUCGAGACGCUGAGGCCGAGGUGCUGUUCUCUUUCAGUCUGGAAGAGUCCCUGAAAAGGGCGCACGCCUCCCCACUCUUCAAGGCAAAAUAUUUUUACAUCACACCUGGAAUCUGCCCAAGUCUCUCAACCAUGAAGGCGAUUGUGGAGUGUGCAGGAGGACGAGUGUUGUCUAAACAGCCGUCUUUCCGGAAGCUCGUGGAGCACAAGCAAAAUAAGAGUUUGUCAGAAAUAAUUUUAAUAUCCUGUGAAAAUGACCUGCACUUAUGUCGAGAAUAUUUUGCCAGAGGAAUAGACGUGCACAACGCGGAGUUUGUUCUAACUGGAGUGCUCACACAAACACUGGACUAUGACUCAUAUAAAUUUAACUGAUGGCGUCGACACUGCGACUGGAGCCCUGGGACGCCGUCCGGCCGUGCCCGCUGCCGGGCGGAGCAGGCCGCUCCCCUUCAGGUGCCCGUGUUUUCCAGCUGCUCCAGCAGGCAGGCAUUUUAAAGCAGGAGAACACAGAUAAUAAAUAUACUGCAUCUUAUUAAGAUGUGUAAUUUUAUUCUGAGGAAACAUAAAUUAUGUUUUGUAUUAUAUGAAUUUACGAGCCCACAUUAGGUUUUAUGAUUCAUUUGCCAGGUUUUUAAAUGUUUUCACAACACUGUUAACUUCGGCUACAAAUAAAAUGGUGUAAAUAAAGACCUUGCUAUCUCUAAAUUAUGGAUGUUAAAGAUUUGAAAUGUUUUGUACUUUAUUUUUAUUUCUUAUACUCUUUUCUUUUAUAUUGAUAUCUUGCCCACAUUUUAAAUAAAUGUACUUUUGAAC
This is a messenger RNA of Mirounga angustirostris (Northern elephant seal), 3756 nucleotides long. It is a transcript of the gene PAXIP1, whose product is annotated as PAX interacting protein 1. The record is from RefSeq and is a predicted model, not a curated record. Gene Ontology annotation, biological process: positive regulation of transcription initiation by RNA polymerase II. Gene Ontology annotation, cellular component: nucleus. NCBI's taxonomy places the organism in Eukaryota, Metazoa, Chordata, Mammalia, Carnivora, Phocidae. The transcript is spliced from 21 exons. Bases 232 to 3315 code for a protein of 1027 amino acids.